Lactuca virosa is the source of this 831-nucleotide messenger RNA. The record is from the annotation of a GenBank genome assembly. NCBI's taxonomy places the organism in Eukaryota, Viridiplantae, Streptophyta, Magnoliopsida, Asterales, Asteraceae.
AUGUGGAGAUCUCGGCGGAAAUUUAGCCGUGAUAAUGAUAGCAUUGAUGGUUCAAUCCGUAGAUCGUCUUCAAAUCUCAACUUCAUUCAUCGAUCCUUCAAAGACGUUGAGAAGCUGUUCGCUGAUGAUGGUAGUAAUGGUUUCAACAAAACCCUAGAUCAAUGCUCAACCACCGCCAAUGCCACCGCCACAGCCAGAAGACUCUCGAUCUUCCACCGAGUUCACCUUGCAACUAAAUUUGCGCGCGCUUUCUCCACUAGACAGAUCACGAAUCCGGAGAAAUCUCCACCGGAAUCAAAUACUGCGCCGGCGGAGGUAAAAUUGGGAAAAUCUGACCGCGUGAUUUCCAUUCCGGGAGCGGAAAAGCGAGUGGUGGUAUACAUGACGAGCCUCCGUGUGGUCCGGCCGACGUUCGAGGCUUGCCGCACCGUUCAAUCGAUCUUACGAGGGUUCCGUGUCUCGAUUGACGAGCGUGAUUUGUCGAUGGACUCCCGGUUCCUCGACGAGUUACAAAACAUCAUGGCGGAAGGCGGUGAGGACGAGUUUGAAAAGACCAAACUAACCCUACCUAGGGUUUUCAUCGGCGGUAGGUAUGUCGGAGGUGCAGAGGAGGUGAGGCAGCUGCACGAGACCGGCGAGCUAAAGAAGUUCGUGGAGGGUUUGCCGGCGGUUACUCCCGGCGUAUGCGAGUUUUGCGGCGACUUCAGAUUUAUCCUCUGCGACGAGUGCAGCGGAAGCCACAAGUGCUACACUGAUAAAGGUGGCUUUAGGAGUUGUACUUUGUGCAAUGAGAAUGGUUUGAUCAGGUGCACAUCUUGUUUGGGCCGUUAG